AUGCACGCCACCGGCCACACGGACCGCUCGGGCGGCGGCGGCGGCGGGGGCUCCUGGCGCCUCCCGCCCGACGAGACACUACAGGUCGCCGACCCCAAGUCUGCCAAAGAAGAGGACUUGUACCAGGGGGAUGGCCACAAUUGGAGAAGCAUCGUAUUUUCUUUGAUGGUCAUCGGUUUUGUUAUAGCGGGUAUUGUCACAGCUAUUUAUCUUUUAGGGUAUGUGGACGAAUUAUUGUAUUGGUCGGGACGGCGUAUGCGCCUCGACGAGUUCCUUCAUGGGGAUCUCACCGGAGACCGAUUGCCGACUACGUGGGUGAGCUCACACCAACUGGUGUACCAAGCCGACGACGGAGGUCUACUUGCGCUAGAUACCUUCAACAAUACUCUCACAGUACUCGUCACAAACCACACUCUAAGACAACUAAAUGUACGCGGCUACGAAUGUUCUCCCAAUUUGCGCUACGUGCUCUUUCAACACAAUAUCAAGGAAGUUUACCGGCGGACGUUUACUGCGCACUACACCGUUUAUGACGUCACAAAUGACCAUCACAUUCCCUUGUUUGGCGAGGGUCAGAGUUCCUGGGAAUGGCAGCACGCAGCUUGGCUGGGGACAGAAGGGUCGCUGUUGUUGGCAGCCGACAACGAGGUGUUGGCUCGACCAGGGCCACCCGCGAAGAGAGCACCGCUGUUGCGACUUACCAGCGACGCAAGUCCUGGCGUCGUAUACAAUGGAGUCUCAGAUUGGCUGUAUCAAGAGGAGGUGACAAAAAGAUCUUCAGCGACAUGGGGAUCGAUCGACGGCUCGCUGGUGUUGUACGCACAAUACGACGACAGCGCGGUAGCAGAGUUACGCCUGCCGAGGAUCGCAGAUGGGAUCGGCGGUGCUGUUGCAGCACGGACCGGGUUUCUGUUGCCCAACAACAACAUUACUACACACACCAUAUUUCCAGAUCAGAUCACUGUCAGAUACCCUACGCCUGGCAGUUCGAUACCAAAGGUAACGUUGUCUAUAGUAAGUGUGCAGAACUCAACAGCCCCGCCAAGAUGGGAAGUAAGGCCGCCGAGUACAUUAGAUGGCAUGGAAUAUUAUCUCAUAUCAGCCCAGUGGGUGGGCAAAGACAAUUCUCAUGUAGGUGUAGUGUGGAUGAAUCGAGCGCAAAAUCUUACAGUUUAUAGCAGUUGUUACGCACCUAAUUGGACUUGCACAGAGACGCAUUCAGAGAAAGCGACUGAAGAGCCAUGGUUAGAGGUGCACCAACAACCCGUAUACUCAGAAGAUGGCAGUGCAUUUCUUUUAUUAGCUGCCGUGCAAGAAGGCGGCGGCCAGUACUACACGCACAUUAAGCACGUAGAUGUACUACGGCAGCGAAUAGCUGUGCUCUCACACGGCAAGGUCGAAGUGGCCAGGAUCCUGGCAUGGGACCAGGAAAACAAUUUAGUAUAUUAUUUAGGCAGUGCAGACAGGCCUGGACAAAGACAGGUUUAUGUAGUUAGAGACCCGAGUUACGGCGGUGGCAGUAAUUCCGUGAAAGCGCGGGCGGACCGAGAGGAGCCGCGGUGUUUAACGUGUGAGCUGGCAGUGUGGCCUGCACGACUUCACUAUGCCAAUUGCUCAUACUGGAGUGCCGUGUUUUCCCCACCGCGCCCAAAGCUAGGAAUAACGCACUAUGUCUUAGAGUGUAGAGGUCCUGGACCUCCACUGGCUGGACUGCACGAUGCCAAAACCCAUAAGCUAGAGAGAAUAUUAUAUGACACGAGGCCUUAUAGAUCAGUACGAUUGCGCGAGCUGGCACUACCAACUCGACGCUCAUUCGAGGUGCAGCUGGGCAGCGGCUCCAAAGCGCGGGUGCAGUUACUUCUGCCUCCAUCCUGGAGAGAAGAACUGCGAGAUGCUGCCUUUCCUGUGCUUGUCCACGUAGAUGGCAGACCAGGCAGUCAGCAAGUAACGGAUGAGUUCCUGGUAGACUGGGGCUCGUACAUGUCAUCACGCAACGACGUAGUAUACGUGAAAUUGGAUGUGGCAGGCGCACGAGGUCUGCCAAGAGCAUUGCUACGGGGUAGAUUAGGUGGCGUCGAGGUCGCUGACCAGUUGGCUGUUAUUAGAUAUUUAUUAGACACGUUCAAAUUUUUGGACGUAACCCGUGUCGCCGUCUGGGGCUGGGGCUAUGGUGGAUAUGUGACUGCGAUGUUGUUGGGCAGUCAGCAGACUACGCUCAAGUGUGGCAUCGCCGUGUCACCUAUUACUGACUGGCUUUACUACAAUGUUGCUUUUACGGAACGCAUUCUGGGCCUGCCAUCAGUGAACUACAAAGGUUACGUGGAAGCGGAUGCAUCACAGCGCGCACACUACGUGCCCGCGCACGCGCUGUAUCUUGUGCACGGUCUCGCUGACAUGUCAGCGCCUUACCCGCACGCGUUACAGUUGGCUAGAGCCUUGACUGAUGCCGGCGUGCUCUUCAGAUAUCAGGCAUAUGCCGAUGAAGGUCACGAUCUGAAAGGUGUUAUUGAACAUGUAUAUCGUUCCAUGGAGGACUACCUCCGCGAGUGCCUGUCCCUCGACCCUGAGGACACCAAGUUGCCGCCACCCGACAGAUAG
Molecule: messenger RNA, 2598 nt
Organism: Arctia plantaginis
Lineage: Eukaryota; Metazoa; Arthropoda; Insecta; Lepidoptera; Erebidae
Source: the annotation of a GenBank genome assembly